CCACUCUUCAGCUCAUCACUUAAACCAAUCACAACCAACUCACUCGAAAGAAACAGAUUAAACGAAGAACUCAACUAAUGAAAACAACCAUGACAGAAACCAAUCUAACCGUCCAUCCACCAACCUCACCUUCAGAUUCAAAUUCAGAUUCAGAUCGAUCUGAUGAUUAUCAAUUACCUCUAACUUCUCCCAUUCGAAUCCAUCAUCAACAUCCCAAUGAAACAGAUCAAGACGAACAACAUACUCAUACCUCUUCAGAAGCAGAUGCAGAAAGGGGUCAAUUACUCUCCUCUUGGAAAUCUCAACAAUCAAAUUCAAAUUCAAAUCUAAAUUGGAGUGAAGAUGAAGAAGAAGAAGACGACGAAGAUGAUUCAUUAGAAGAUGAAGGAGAAGAAGGAGAUGAUGAAGAUGAUAAAUCAAUUGAAAUAUCAAAAUGUAUUAAAUCAUAUAAAUCUACUUCAAAUCAAACACCUCAUCUUACCAUCAUACCUAAUCCUAAUCUUCAAAUCUUAUCUAAUUCUAGUUUUGAUUCCGAUUUACAAUCUCCUGAUAUCAGUCUUGAUUCUACUCGUCUAUCUGACGAACGUAGAAGAAAACUCAAAAGACGUAAGAAACGUAGGGUUUAUGGUGGUGGUAGACUUGAUGCCGGUGGUGAAUUAGAGAUUUGGGAAGUGGCUUUAGGCAUUGCUGGUGAUAUACUCUCACCUGCACCUCUCUUCAUCCCACACGCUUUCCUCUUACUCGGUUUACCUAUCGGUUUACCAGUCCUCUUCCUCUCAGCUUUCCUCGCUUGGUUCUCUCAUGUUGUUUUAGUCGUAUGUGGUCGUUAUGUAGGCGGUCGAACCUAUGCUCAAAUUGCAUCUGCAGUCUUCCCAGAUCGAUGCAAAGGCUUCAAUCUUUGGUUUGGUGAAUCGGUGGUUGAACUCUCUCGUCUUUUCAUCGCUGGCGGUCGUGGGAUGGUGAACAUGAUGAUGGUAUCCGACCUAUUUGCUCAACUCACUCGACAAUACACACCUAAAGCUGCAAUCCUCUAUUCACGAGUCUUCAUCAUCGUUUUUGUCGCUCUAAUUUCACUGAUCCCAAACUUUAUUCGUCCUCGAAGACCAAUCUUCAUGCCUGCUGCUUUUCCUACUCUCUCACGUCUUCCGCUUCUUCUUACUACCCUUUGGCCGAUCGCACUAGGACUCAUUGGGUUCAGAUUAAGGCAACUCAAUAAAGAACUUGGACGUAAAUUACCACCAAGUGGUGAAGGUGAUGUUUAUAGUGAAAUUAUGGGUGGUACUGUUUGGGGUGGAUUCACUAUUAUCCUUUUUUGUCUCACUACUCCACAAAACACAUUCACGCAUCUUAGAUCAUUGAAAAGAAUUAAUAAACUACCAGCCCAACCGGCUCAUCAUCCGAUGGUCCCCAUCGGCCAUGGUGCUACCCCGGAUCCUACUCUCAAUCGAGGUUCUUUUGCUACAAGUUAUACUCUUCGACGAUAUUCUUGGGAAUCAGCAUCAUUUCUAGGUGUACUUUAUGCUUGUUUGAUUUGUCUUGGUUGGGGUUUGGUAGGGUACUUGGGUAUGGAUCAUGGUGGUUACGAAGUGAAUUUUCUCGCUUCCUUACCGUCUGCCGAUCCAUGGAUCUCUGCCUCUCGAGUAUUAAUUUUGAUAGUUUUAAUACCAUCGAUUCCACUUUCAUUAAGAGCAGCAACCACCUCACUUUUCCAUUUCUGUCGAAUUCCAUUUGUGAUCAGAACAGCUUCUAGUAGACGAGCGAGAUUAAGGAAUCGAGGGAAUUCGAGUAAAUCAGGAGAAAGAAGAAGAGGGAUUGAUACAGAAUGGGAUGAUGAAGAUGAAGAUGAAGAAUUAAAAGGAAUCAAAGUUUGGGGUGCUAGAUUAGUGACGAUGAUCGUUUGGGUUGGGGUUUCGAUUGGAGCUGUGCUUUGGGGUGGUAGUAAUGGUGGUGAAGGUAGUACGAUUGAAAUGUUGGGAUGUGUGGGAUCUACAUUUAUGACGGGUAUCUUGCCUGCUAUUUUCUUUGUGGUUUUAUUUCAUGUUAGGAAAGCUAGAUCUAUUUUUGUGACGGAUUCUAGAACACAACAAGAUGAACUAUUAGUUAGAAAAGAAUCACAAUUACAAAGACGAUUGAAUGGUAGAAGAUUAUGGCAAGAUGUUUGUGUGUUUGGGAUCUUGUUACCUUAUUGUAUGGUGAUCUUAAUGAAAGGAUUGAUUGCAGCUUUUACCUUAACAAGAAUAGAUGGAAAACCGUAAGAGAUAAGAAGCUAAAAGGAUUCCAGAUUGUUUAUGGAAAUCAAUUUAAAGCAAGUUUUGAAGGGGUUGGUUCUUUGAUUGAUUAUUUUUUCGGUUUUUUUUUCGCCAAAGAACUGGGUUUCAUUCUUUAAGCAUUUUGUGUGUUCAUGAUUUCAUUUAGUUUUUGGUUUUGGAUUUGGUAUAUUCUGUUUUUUUUUUGGUUUUUUUUUGUGAUUUGUGAUCUGGACAUUUGAAUCAAAAGGUUCAAGAAGAAUGCUAGUUUGAUUUUGAUUUUGAUUUUGAUUUUUUGAUUUUAUGGUACAACUAGUCUUGUUUUAAGUUUAUAUUUUUAUCGUUAUUUGGUUUUGGAUGAUUAAUUUUGAAAGUCAAUUGAUUGUCUUUUCUGUUAC
Molecule: messenger RNA, 2644 nt
Organism: Melampsora larici-populina 98AG31
Lineage: Eukaryota; Fungi; Basidiomycota; Pucciniomycetes; Pucciniales; Melampsoraceae
Exons: 7
Coding region: 78-2255 (725 amino acids)
Biological process (GO): amino acid transmembrane transport
Molecular function (GO): amino acid transmembrane transporter activity
Source: RefSeq, a predicted model, not a curated record